Molecule: messenger RNA, 1223 nt
Organism: Humulus lupulus (European hop)
Lineage: Eukaryota; Viridiplantae; Streptophyta; Magnoliopsida; Rosales; Cannabaceae
Exons: 3
Coding region: 318-803 (161 amino acids)
Source: RefSeq, a predicted model, not a curated record
GUAUAAUGGGAUCCACCACCCACGACUCCUUGACUAUCCUUUUUUUUGGGUCUUCUGCUUUUCUAAAACAGCAAGACUCAAUUAUUCUCUCUUUUAACUUUCCCAUAUUAUGAUUUUUUUGGGAUUCUUAUAAGGCAAGUUCUGAACUCGAAGGAAGGUUGUGGCUUACUUAAGUCUUAUCUUUGUAUGCUCAGGAGAAGAGUGGACGUACGCCAGUAUCAAUAAAUAAAUUUCAAUAGUUGCAUUACCUGAUUUUGAUCAAGAAGAGGAGAGGAAAGGAACAAUCCAUUUUCAUCAUAUACUUGUACAUAUUAUCAAUGGGUAUUGGCUUGAAGGUCUUGGUAGACAAAGAGAAGAAGAGAGUUAUUUUUGCUGAGUGUGAUCAUGAUUUUGUUGAUGUUCUCUUCAGUUUCUUGACAAUGCCAAUUGGCGCCAUCUUGAGGCUCGGCUAUAUAAAAUCAUCAAUUGUGGGGAUAGGUUGCAUGAACAAUCUGUACAAAAGCGUUGAGAAUGUUAAGGAUUAUUUUCAGGGUGGUUGUAAAGACAUGCUGCUAAGUCCACGAAAUGGGGUAGAAGCUCACUACACAAACCUGAAAAUGAACAUUAACAACAAAGAUGCCAGAAUAGUGCUCAAAAAUGAAAUAAUUUGCAUUUGGACAAUAAUAAAAAGAGAGAAGAAAGAAAUAGUUAAAAUUGAAAAAAAGAGAAGAGCAAAUGAUAUUCUUGAGAUUAAAGCCCAACUAAAGGAGAAGCCCAAGCCCAAUUUCCUCCCCAGCCUGGAGCCGAGCCUGCAAGCCGCCUGACGCUGCCAGCCUGCCAGCCACUCGCCUCGUGCCACCUGUCAGCUGUCCUUCAAUCUCUCAGCAUCUGAAGCCCAACGUGCCCAAUCCGAAGCUUCAACUCUCCAAUAGGCCCAAUUCGGGUCUUCUCCUUCUACUCCUCUCCCAUCAGCGCCAACCCCCUUCAACAAAAGCCCAACAGGCCCAGCGGCCCAAUGCGCCCAGCAGCUUGCCUCCUUCAGCCGUCCAUGUGUCGCCUCCCCAUUGGCUGGGAGUGGGUCAAAACCCUCUUGUACCAUCAGCCACCUUCAACCCAUAUUUUGUGGGUAUUGGGCCUUGCAAAAUUGCCAUUUUGAGCUUUAAAGCUCAUCUUUUUUGGUGUCUUUGAAAAAGAGCAUAUUGACCAUGCCUCAAAAUAACUAGGUUAAUAUUUAUAAUAAGUUU